AUGACCCUUCUAGCGUCACUCAACUGUGCUGGUGAGCUGCACGUGAUCGUUGGUGGAAAGGCUCCUGUUGCUGCCAUCAGAGCCAAAGCCAUUUUGGCUGCUGGAGCAUCCCCCAUACUUAUUGAAGUUUCCGAUGACCUUCCCAAAACCUUAGAGGGACUCGUCGAAGAAGGCAAAGUGAAACAUGUGAAGGAGGAGUACUCAAAGACCCUUCUUCAACAGCUCGGACGCCCGGAUGUCGACAAUGUCGUGGACAGGGUCUUUGUCACCUUAUCUCACACCGAGCUGCUUCUCAAGAAACAGAUAUCUGACGACUGCAAGAGGCUACGGAUUCCUGUGAAUAUCACCGAUUCGGCCGAACUCAGCACCUUCACUUUGCUCUCCACACACACCGCUGGCGACUUCCAGUUUGGCGUGACAACGUCAGGUAAAGGAUGCAAAUUGGCAUCCAGAAUCAAAAGAGAGCUUGUUUCCUCUUUGCCACCCAACAUUGCUGCAAUUUGCGAUAGAGUCGGUGAGCUUCGAAAGCAGAUUCAGGAGGACGAUCUCGAGGAAGUUGGUGGCCACGAUGAUGAUGCCAUAACCACCAGUAAGCUUAAUUCGUUGGUUAAGGAGUUCAGCAUGACCAGACUGCAGCAGGCCACGCAGCGGUCCCGCUGGCUUUCUCAGAUUGUGGAGUACUACCCACUUUCGAAAUUAGCUGAGAUCUCAUUGGAGGACUUGAAGGAGCAGUACAGACAAGACAAGGAGGAAAGCCUCCAGAGAAAGAGACAGAAGCUCCAGAAGAAAGGAGAACUUUCUCUCGUGGGAUCCGGUCCCGGCUCCGUUUCCAUGCUUACGCUUGGGGCACUUCAGGAAAUCCACUCUGCUGACCUCAUUUUAGCCGACAAGCUAGUUCCUCAACAGGUGCUCGAUCUCAUCCCUAAAAAGAGCACCAGACUAUUUAUUGCCAGAAAGUUCCCCGGCAACGCUGAGCGUGCCCAGCAGGAGCUUUUGGAGAUCGGGCUUGAUGCCCUUCAAAAAGGUGAGAAAGUGGUGAGGUUGAAACAGGGCGAUCCGUACAUAUUUGGCCGUGGAGGUGAAGAGUUCAAUUUCUUUACCGAGCACGGCUUCCCGCCCGUGGUUCUUCCCGGCAUCACUUCUGCUUUGGCAGCACCCGUAUACCUGAAUAUUCCAGCUACUCACCGUGAGGUUGCUGAUCAGGUACUUAUAUGCACCGGAACCGGACGCCGUGGUGCUCUUCCGAACCUUCCCGAAUUCGUGGAGUCCCGUACGACCGUGUUCCUCAUGGCUCUUCACAGAAUUGUUCUGUUGAUCCCCCACUUGAUCGAGGAGAAAGGCUGGAGAGCAGAUCUUCCCGUGGCUAUCGUGGAGCGGGCCUCCUGUCCAGACCAGCGGGUUAUCCGAACGACAUUGGAGAAGGCGGCAGCAGCUACUGAGGCUUUGGGUUCGAGACCACCGGGAUUAUUUAUUGCAGGUAAUGCCUGCCAUGUUUUGACAAAGAAGGGUGACGAGGACUGGACCGUUGAGGAAGGUACACUCGAGCCCAAAUUGAGCGGAUUUUUGCAGCAGUUGAGCCAUCCAGUGGAGGGCGAGAGAAUUGCUGCUGAGCCGCUCACGCCCGACUUGAAGGUUCCAGUUGUGGCGAAGUAA
Molecule: messenger RNA, 1653 nt
Organism: Candidozyma duobushaemuli
Lineage: Eukaryota; Fungi; Ascomycota; Pichiomycetes; Serinales; Metschnikowiaceae
Gene: MET1
Product: uroporphyrinogen-III C-methyltransferase
Exons: 1
Coding region: 1-1653 (550 amino acids)
Biological process (GO): sulfate assimilation; siroheme biosynthetic process
Molecular function (GO): uroporphyrin-III C-methyltransferase activity
Source: RefSeq, a predicted model, not a curated record